GGGACAAGUGGUGUUGAACUUUCUGCUGGUUUCCAUUGGUACUUAAAACACUGGUGUCUGAUACACAUAUCUUGGGAGAAGACCGGUGGUCUACAGUUGUCAUCUGUACCAAAAGUGGGCUCCCUUCCGCAUGUUCCUUCGGCUGGUAUUUUGGUACAAAGACCUGUUCCGUUGAGUUACUACCAGAAUGCUGUUACAUCCAGUUAUUCACAUGCAUGGUGGAGUUGGGAAAGAUGGGAGAAGGAAAUUGAUUGGAUGGUUCUCCAAGGGGUCAACUUACCACUUGCUUUCAAUGGGCAAGAAGCCAUUUGGCAGAAAGUUUUUGAGAGGUAUAAUAUCAGCCGUAGAGAUCUGGAUGAUUUUUUCGGGGGGCCUGCAUUUCUUUCAUGGUCACGUAUGGGAAACUUGCAUGGAUGGGGUGGACCCUUGCCUCAAAGUUGGCUUGAUGAUCAACUUGUUCUUCAGAAGAAAAUUCUUGCUAGGAUGUACUCGUUUGGAAUGACUCCGGUUCUUCCUGCCUUUUCUGGGAAUGUUCCUUCGGUGUUGAAAUCCAAAUUUCCUUCAGCUAAAAUUACUCACCUUGGAAAUUGGUUUACAGUUCAUAGUGAUCCAAGGUGGUGUUGUACAUAUCUUUUAGAUGCAACUGAUCCUUUGUUUAUAGAAAUUGGAAAGGCAUUUAUGGAACAACAACUUAAAGAAUAUGGCAGGAGAAGUCACAUAUACAAUUG
Musa acuminata subsp. malaccensis (wild Malaysian banana) is the source of this 728-nucleotide messenger RNA. The record is from RefSeq and is a predicted model, not a curated record. Lineage: Eukaryota; Viridiplantae; Streptophyta; Magnoliopsida; Zingiberales; Musaceae.